AUGACGACCAAUCUCCCGUCAAGCUUCGCGUCUGCAGCAGCUGGUCAAAAUGCCAAUCGCGAUUCGAGGGGUGCUAGAGCGGAUGGACGAGGUCCUGAAUGGUCUCGACGAGACGGACGAUCGAGCAAUGGUACGCUCACCUUCCGUCGACCUUCAGCCGCCCCUCAGAACCAGACCCCCCAGUCCGUCACCGCCCCCGAUAACACGAUGCAAUUCCCCACCGCCGAUUCGACGUCUACGCCACAGGCUGCGCCUGUACCAACCGAUCUGAGCGCGGCGAGGUACUCUAAAGAACACCUUCUCGGGCUCUAUAGAGAUGGAGUUGGUACGGCAUCCCAGGGAAGCAUUUCUCGUCUAUACAUGGACGGAUGGAAUCCCGGAGCGGGUCAGCUUAAUGGCCACUCAUCACGGGGCUGGGGGAAGCCGCAGGAGCCCCAGCCGGUGCAGGACCCUGAUGUCUGCUGGAACUCGGCGGCCGACAUGAGGCCUCUCGGACUGCAGGAGAUGUCCUUGGAGGAAAAGGAGAUGUUCCAGUCCGAUGUCAACUCCCCGAUGAAACCCCCUCCGCAGAACAAGGAUGCCAACCAGACGGCCGGCCCCAACGGCCGAAAGGCGUCCCUAUCUCAGGGCAGCGGACAUCCUUACAACGUCACGUCGCCGACCUCGGCAAGGCCGGGAACUCGCCGACGAGAAUCCGUCGAACCGAGUCCGUUCUCUCCUUCCAUCGCGUCCCCGACCGCCGGCAUGGGCCGAUACACGAGGGAUGAGAAUUUCCCGUGGUUUAACAGGAAGGGGACCGACAUUAAAGAGAGCGAUGCGACUGAUCCGGACGCCGAUAAUCCUCCCAAGGACGCCACCACGCCCCAGCCAAAGCCGUCAUUUGGAUCACUGUUGCGUAGCAGCACUGCGGGAUCCGGCGGACUAGGCAGCUUGUGGCAAAACCCCCAGCCGACGCCAGCUGGGACAGGUGGAUCUGGCAUGGGAAGCUUUGGCAACUUUGCCCUUCCAACCUCUGCCUCGAAACCUUUUAGUAGUGCUCGAGGCGAGAGUCGUCUUGCUCACCUCAUCCCCAAGGAUAGCUCCGAGAAUAUCGCUGCCAAGGCAAACGAACCUGCGAACCCUGACCUCAACCGAUCGUGGCGAUCUCGACCUCGAACGGACACCGACCCUUUCGGCGACGAUAGCAUGAGCGCUAGCGGAUUGUUAGGUUCUGCCCGUGGCGAGACUCCUCCCGUAUCCAAACAGGGUGGCGGGCAGGGCCCGUUCGACUCUACAGUGAAGGGAACUAUUGGGGAUUUAGGCCUGUCCGGACUUCAACUAGGUGACCAGGAUACUGCUGCGCCUCUGAGCCCCUCGAACACAAACCCUUACCGUAGCCCUCCGGCUGAGCGGGGCGAUGGUGAGGAUCAGGAAGAAUCCGACUUUGACCGACUUCGCUCGGGUGGAGCCGACCCGAUUCACGCAUUCGGAACAAUUCCCUCCCGAGGAUACUCAGCGAAUGCCUUCGAUGGGAGCGACAGAAGCCAAACCAGUAGUGCUGGACCAAAUCGUUACACUAGCCUGAGCUCUCUUGGCGGGUGGCCCGCGCCCCCUGCUGUCACGGGCACUCCCGACCGUGAGCGCUCUGCUUUCGGCUCCGCCUUUGGCAAUGCCUUGUUUAGUCCUGUGGGCGACAUGUCCUCGGCUGGCCUUGGGGCCCUCGGCGGCGUUUUCGGUGCUGCUGGAGGCGCGGGUUCCAUCGGGCCCGGUCGUGGAAGUAAGCUAGGCUCGUUAUUCCCUCCCACCAUGCAGGCUCAGAUGCAGAACCAAGACCACGAUGCCCUGAGUGACCACGACCUGCGACAGAACAACCCUCUUGGCGCCAUUGGCCGAAGCGCCAUUCCCGGUCCCGGCAGGGAGGGAGAGAAUCAACCCCGUCAAGGACAGGGAAUCUUUGAUGACGCCUUCACUGCAGCGUCGUCGCGGGCCAUCUUCACCUCCGCUGACGCUCAGCCCUCGCUUACCAGCGCUGCACCAUUCGCAGGCGGGCAGACCUCGGGAGAAGGACCCGGAGCCCAAGUGAGACAGAUGGUGAUGCCGGACCGUAUGCGAUGGGUAUAUCUCGAUCCUCAAGGCCAGGUCCAGGGGCCCUUUACAGGGCUGGAGAUGAACGACUGGUACAAGGCUAAUUUCUUCACGCCGGAUCUCCGCGUCAAGAAGAUCGAGGACCCCGACUUCGAGCCUCUUGGACAGCUUAUUCGACGCAUCGGAAACUCGCGUGAGCCCUUCCUCGUUCCCCAGAUUGGCAUUCCCCACGGGCCCCCACCUCAAACUGGUCCCUUCUCGCCCUCUGGCACUACCGGCGUGAUCCCGCCUCUGAGCGGCGUCUUCCCUAGCUAUGGAAGAACCCUUACCGCCGAGGAACAGAACAACCUUGAGCGCCGCAAGCAGGAGGAACAGUUCAUCAUGGCCCAACAGCGUGAGUUCAUGCUCCGCCAGCAAGCCCUCUCGAAGUUCCAGAUCCCCGGAGCCGCUAGCGCCAUCCCGGGCGCGCUACAUCACCACUCGAGCGCGCACAGUCUCCAGAGCCAGCCGAGCUUCGGAAACAUUGCUUCCCCGAUUACCGUUCCGGGCGCCCAAGGGGCUAUCGGCCAGGUUCCAGCAGCUCCUGGUGGCCCUGGAGGACUCUUUGAUUCCAGUCUCGCGCUCCCCGGCGGUCCUUCUGCUGCUGCUCCGGGCGCCAUUGGUUCCGGCGCCGAGAUUUUUCGCGACGAGGAGCUAGCCAACCUCUCGACUCCCGAGCGACAAGUCCUGGCUUCUCUUCACGGCCCCACCACUGCCCCCGGACCUUUUCAGCAGUCUCGCACCGGAUCGCAGGAUGAUGGCGGUGCCAGCCUCCGCGGACAGCUCCCCGCUACCGAGCAGUUGACACAGGACUCUCAAGGCUUUCGUGAGCGGCUAAUGGAGUUUGAGCUGUUGCAACGCGAGAGGGAGGAGGCUGCCGCCUCCGCUGCAGCCAAAUCUGUCACGCCUGAGCCUGAGCCUGAAGCGGAGAAAAUCAUUGCCCAGGAAUCACCUGCCGCCGCUCCGGUUAAGGAGUCGAGCCGAUCCAGGGCCAAGCAGCACGCGGAGGAGAGCCGACCUGCCCCUGUGAGGGAACAGCCCAAGAAGACGCAACCUGUCCCUUCUGCGGCAGCGUCUGCUGCCGCCGCCGCCGCUGCCUUUGGAUUACCCAUGCCAUUCCCUCCCCCCGAACCCCUCCACGAAGAGAGCCCCGAAACUGCCCCUGCCCAGCCCGCUCAGCCGCCCCCGAUGGCUCCUUGGGCCAAGGAAAUGAGCUCCGACAACCAGCACCACAAGGGACCCAGCCUGAAGGAGAUCCAGGAGGCCGAGGCCCGUAAGGCGGCCAAGGCCGAGCAGGUUGCCCAGGCUGCGCGCCGUGCCGCUCUCGAGCAGGAGGCAGCCGAGCUCCGCGACAAGGAAAGGGCCGCAUCCGCCGUCAUCCCCGGCCUUCCCACCAGUAGUACUUGGGCGCAGCAGUCCCCCGUGAACGCCACCAGCCCCUGGACCAAGCCCUCCGGAAUCAAGACCGUCGGUGCUGGCAGCGCCACAUCCGCGGCAGCUGAGAAGAAGCGCAAGACUUUGGCCGAAAUCCAACGAGAGGAGGAAGCUCGUAAGCAGAAGGCCAAGGAGAUCGCCAUCAACUCGGCCGUCGCUGCCGGACUCGGCGGUGCCGCUGCCGGCAAGCGAUAUGCGGAUCUGGCUAGCAAGCCGAACCCUUCUUCUUCGCCCAGCGCUUCGGCAGCUGCCGCUGCCCUCGCCGGCCCUCCUGGCAGCGGGUGGGCUACCGUCGGAGCCGGCGGUAAGGUUAAGGUCCCGACGGGCCCCGCUACUACGCAGUCGCGGUCCGCCAGUGUUAAUGCCAUGAAGCCGGUAGCUGCGGCCAAGCCCGUCGCUAAGCCCGUCACUGCUUCUUCGGGUAGCGCUGCUAAGGAUAAUGCUACCCUUGCCAUGGAUGAAUUCAAGAAGUGGGUGCACAGAGAGUUGUCCCGCGGCAUCACUGGCGUCGCUAACAUUGACGACUUUGCCGCGACUCUCCUCUGCCUCCCCCCCGACGCGGAAAUGAUCUCCGACGCCGUCUACGCAAACUCUACCACCAUGAACGGCCAGCACUUCGCCGACGAAUUCAUCCGCCGCAAGAAGCUUGCCGAGCGCGGCGUUGUCGAGAGGCAGCCCUCUUCUCUCGGAGCAGGAGACGCCAGGGCCGGAGGAGCUUUCUCAUCCUCGUCCGGAGCCGGCAGUGGUGGGUGGAGCGAGGUGGCGAAGAAGGGGGGCUACUCCUCUUCUGCGGCAGGUAGAGAGCAAGGAUCGGAUGCUAUUGCGGGUGCUGGGUUUAAGGUUGUACCGAGCCGGAAGAAGGGAGGCAAGAAAUAA
This is a messenger RNA of Scedosporium apiospermum, 4413 nucleotides long. RefSeq lists its product as uncharacterized. The transcript is spliced from 4 exons. Bases 1 to 4413 code for a protein of 1470 amino acids. Lineage: Eukaryota; Fungi; Ascomycota; Sordariomycetes; Microascales; Microascaceae. The record is from RefSeq and is a predicted model, not a curated record. Gene Ontology annotation, molecular function: protein binding.